Messenger RNA from Photinus pyralis (common eastern firefly), 937 nucleotides. RefSeq lists its product as uncharacterized. The coding region runs from base 46 to 834 and encodes 262 amino acids. The transcript is spliced from 6 exons. NCBI's taxonomy places the organism in Eukaryota, Metazoa, Arthropoda, Insecta, Coleoptera, Lampyridae. The record is from RefSeq and is a predicted model, not a curated record.
UUUGAGAAGAACCUAACCAUAUUAAUUUGAAUAUUUUCAGAAAAAAUGUUUCAUUCUCGCGCAAUUAACAACAAGUCUUCGUACAACUACGCAGUCGCUAAUAGUAAUGGAAUCCACAGCCCGAAUCCUGCUAUGCCAAGCAUUAACGCAAUCUCAUACAAUCCUAACGGAGGACACAUGAAUCAGGUGCAAGCCUUCGAGUUGAUGAACACAACAUCAAGCUCCAACAGGCAGUUGAACGAUGCACUACACAGGCGUCCAUUCCAACCGAUAAACUUCAAUUAUGGGAAUGCUUCAGUCGAUAGACAACAUCUUCCAAGUACCAGCCAUGCUGUAAUUCAGGAGCCGGGGCCCUCUAAUUUUGUUACUAACACACUUAGCAACAACCAAGAGUCAGAUAAUAAACCAAACUCGGCUAUAAAAACCAACGUAGACACCACAGCUCUUCUUAAAAAAGGCAACGAAAAUAUACGUAUCUUUACCGGAACUCCCGAAAAAAUUGUGAAAUGGCACAGGCUGUACAGAAACUACUUCUGUUUCUACGAAGUUAUAAGCGCGAUCGUAUCAAUACAGGAAGGUACAGUGCGUUUGCAAAAAGUAAUGUUGUUGCGUGACAAAAAGGGCCCGAUAUUACAAGUUGUCCAUUAUGUAAAUGACCAUAUUGACAUUGAAAAUUUUUUCGUUGGUCAAAUUUUGAGAUGUGUCGGACGUAUGGUUGGUCCAAGUGUAAUGCACGGUUUAAGCAUACGCCAGGCAAAACCUGACGAGAUUGGUUCCCUUCAGCGCAUGUGCUUCAUUUCUGAUCAUGCCAUUUCGAAAUUGAAAAAAAAUUAAGUGGUUUAAUUGUAGAUCUAAAGUUGCUAAUAUUAAGUUCUACCUAAUUGUGUUUAAAUUCUGAAUUUGAUGAUUUUGUGUUAAAAAUAAAAUUCUGUUUUUG